CAACCCACCGCGUCCACUCGGAGACUCGGCGAUUCUCAAAACCUCUCCACUCGGGUACUCGCUUCUCUUCCGAUCCGUACUAUUUCCAUUUUCUCAGCAAGUUCGAUUCACUAUCUCUUCAUCAAAUUUCUCCGAUUUCCUCGCCCUAUAAUCAAAUCAUUCAGGUGUGUUGUUACGAGAUGGUUUUUACUGCAAAGAUCACAAGCCUCACAGUUUAUCUGCAGUUGCCCAUUUACAUUGCUGUGAGAAGGACUGCAUAAAGGAAUGGUCUAAAGAUGACAUCAAUGAUUAGGUCAUCUGGAUAUGUGGAUCCAGGUUGGGAGCAUGGUGUUGCUCAAGAUGAUAGAAAGAAGAAGGUCAGAUGCAAUUACUGUGGCAAAGUAGUUAGUGGAGGAAUUUACAGACUGAAGCAACAUCUUGCCCGGAUUUCUGGUGAAGUGACUUGUUGCGACAAGGCACCAGAUGACGUGCGUCUGAAAAUGUGGGAGAAUUUAGAGGGCUGCCGAGCUGGCAAGAAAUCAAGGCAAAUCGAGUAUGAUGAACAAUCUUAUCUGAAUUUCAACUCUACUGAUGAUGUCGAGGAAGAAGAGCAUGUCAGGUAUAGGAAAAGAAGUAAGCGGAUGUCAGGUGACCGGGAUUUAGUCGUAAGUAUGACUCCACUUCGUUCUCUAGGAUAUGUUGAUCCUGGUUGGGAACAUGGUAUUCCUCAGGAUGACAGGAAGAAGAAAGUGAAAUGCAAUUACUGUGAGAAGAUUGUGAGUGGUGGUAUCAACAGGUUUAAGCAGCAUUUAGCUAGAAUACCUGGGGAAGUUGCUCCUUGCAAGAGUGCACCAGAGGAAGUCUAUAUCACAAUUAAAGAGAACAUGAAAUGGCACCGUACAGGUAGGAGGCACAGGCGACCAGACACUAAGGAGAUGUUUUCUUUUUACCUGAACUCGGAUAAUGAAGAGGAAGAACAAGAAGAGGAUGCAGACUAUUCUGUGGGUAAAGAUAAACUUGAACUUGGGGAUAGAAGAUUGGACAGAGAUUUGAAAAGAAAUUUCAAACCGGUGUCUACUUGUAGUGGGUCUGAACCACUGUCAAAAAGGCCAAGGUUUGAUGCUAAUGUUUCAAAGGCGCCCAAAAUUCAGAUCCCUGUAUCCAGCAGACAAUCAAAGGCAGAUCCCUUCAAGAAGUCCCGGAGAGAAGUCACUUCUGCCAUAUUCAAAUUUUUCUCUCAUGCAGGAGUGCCUUCUCAUGCAGCCAACUCCCCAUAUUUUCACAAAAUGCUAGAAUUGGUUGGUCAGUAUGGCUCAGAUUUUGUGGUUCCUUCUAGCCAAUUGUUAUCUGGCCGAUGUCUACAAGAUGAGAUUUUAACCAUAAAAAAUUACCUUGAGGAGUAUAAAUCUUCGUGGGCAGUUACAGGGUGUUCCAUCUUGGCGGAUAGUUGGAGAGACUGUCGGGACAGGACAUUGAUUAAUAUUUUGGUUUCCUGUCCUCGUGGAGUAUAUUUUGUUUGUUCAGUUGAUGCAACGGGUUUAGUUGACGAUGCAAACUAUUUAUAUAAAUUGCUUGACAAAGUGGUGGAGGAGAUGGGGGAGGAAAAUGUUGUUCAGGUAAUUACUCAGAAUACACCCAGUUACCGGGCUGCUGGGAAGAUGAUUGAGGAGAGGAGGAGAAACUUGUUUUGGACACCUUGUGCUGCCUAUUGUAUUGAUCAAAUCCUAGAUGAUUUUAUGAGGCUUAACCGUGUACGAGACUGUAUAGAGAAAGCGCAGAAAAUUACAAAAUUCAUUUACAACAGGAUUUGGGUAUUGAACCUUAUGAAAAAAGAAUUUACUGGAGGUGAGGAACUUUUGAGGCCAUCUGUCACUCGGUCUGCUUCAAGUUUUACUACAUUGCUAGGUUUGCUUGACAAUAGGAUUGCUCUUAGAAGAAUGUUUCAAUCAAACAAAUGGUUGUCAUCCAGAUUUGCAAAACUAGACGAUAGUAAAGAGGUGAAAAAUAUUGUGUUUGAUUCCUCAUUUUGGCGGAAGGUACAAUUCGUUAAAAAAUCAGUAGAACCAAUAGUAGAGGUACUCCAGAAGAUCACUAGUGAUGAGAGCCUCUCUAUGCCAUUCAUCUACAAUGACAUGUACAGGGCAAAGCUUGCAAUCAAAAUCAAUCAUAAUGCUGAUGCGCGUAAGUAUGAACCCUUUUGGAGUGUGAUUGACAACCACUGGAGUUCACUUUUCCACCAUCCUCUUUAUCUGGCUGCAUACUUUUUGAAUCCUUCAUACCGAUAUCGUCCAGACUUUAUUCUGCAUCCGGAUGUUGUACGUGGUCUAAAUGCGUGCAUUGUGAGAUUGGAACCAGACAGUGCCAGAAGAAUUUCAGCAUCCAUGCAGAUGUCUGACUUCGGUUCUGCAAAAGCUGAUUUUGCGACUGAUUUGGCUAUCAGUACCAGAUCAGAGCUUGAUCCAGAUCUAUUGUAUGAUUGGAUCGUGGAGACUGAGAAACAAGCCUUGCAAGAAGACGAGGAAAUUCUUUAUACUGAAAUGGAUCAUGAAGACACGUUUGAGAAUGAUAUACACGAUUCUGAUGAUGGAAAUAUAGAGUCAAGAAAAGGAUCACUGGAGAUGACAGUGCUGGCAGAUGUGGUGGAGCCUUUGGAUGAUGAUGAUCCUGCUCAAAAUGAUGACAUGGCCUCUGGCGAUGAUCAAGAUCUCAACUUUAUUGAUGACGAUACGACUGAAUAAUCAGUCUCUGGCCACAUCAUUCCAUUUCUUUUGUGUGUAAUAUUUUUGUACUAAGUUUAAUGUUUUACUUCUUCCUUGUUGUUUGUACCUUAAGAAGUGGAAUGUAAUUUGCUGCCAAAUUUUGUAAAUUGGUUAAUGAUACGGCAAGGAAAGAUGAUUUUGACGAGCUUCAGAUUACAUGAUCGUCUAAGUUUGUGCAUUCAACCAAUUAUUCAGGAAUGGAAGAACAGCAUGCCAAUGAAUCUAGUUCAUUAUGCUAAGACCGAUUUACAUAUAAAUCUCUGGAUGUUUCUUCUUGACUUGUCAAUACAUUUGGACAGUUAUGUACGUGAAUUGAUGCGCAUGAAACUCC
Molecule: messenger RNA, 3069 nt
Organism: Striga asiatica
Lineage: Eukaryota; Viridiplantae; Streptophyta; Magnoliopsida; Lamiales; Orobanchaceae
Source: the annotation of a GenBank genome assembly